Rhipicephalus sanguineus (brown dog tick) is the source of this 1050-nucleotide messenger RNA. RefSeq lists its product as uncharacterized. The transcript is spliced from 2 exons. The coding region runs from base 1 to 1050 and encodes 349 amino acids. The record is from RefSeq and is a predicted model, not a curated record. NCBI's taxonomy places the organism in Eukaryota, Metazoa, Arthropoda, Arachnida, Ixodida, Ixodidae.
AUGAGGCCCACCACCUUUACGGUGUCGGGCGUCCCCAUUUCCUCUCUGCAGGACAACGAGCCCCUGCGCUUCCUGGGACGUCCCGUGGGCUUCCGUAUCCCUUCCGGCACGGGUUCUACCAUUGACAACGCCAUCUCCCAGGCCCGCGCCAUCAUGUCGUCCAUGCUGGCGCCUUGGCAAAGGCUCGACGCCAUACGGACCUUCGUCUAUCCGGCGUUGAACUUCGCCAUGAGGUGCGGCGUCUACUCGAAAACCGAUUGGCGACGGCUCGACGAGGCCGUGCGCCCCCUGGUUAAGAGGACGCUUUACCUGCCGGUCAACGCCUCUACCCACUACAUCUACGGGAGCGCCGCCGGCGGAGCUGCUGCCAUCCCCGUGGCCGCGGAGUUAAGCGAUGUGUGUCGCAUUGACUCUGCGUUCAAACUGCUCACCACGGCGGACCGGGAGCUGCGUGACAUGGCCCUCUCCGAUGCCUACGCGGUGGCCUCGGCGCGUCUCGGCUGGGAGGCGACCCGGUCGGAGCUCGAGGCCUACCUCUCCGGAGACAUCGAGGGCGUCUUCCGCACCCCCGCAACGCAGCUCCGGUCGGUCUGGACGGAAGCCCGCAAGGCUUCCCGUCGACUCCACGUUGCUUGGACCAUCGCGCCGGACAACACGACCCUCACCUGCGCCGACGUUACCAUCACGUCGACGCAUCGGAACCGCGUCAUGCGGUCGAUCCGUGAGGUGCUCGCAGCUGACCGUGACCGCGCCCUACACGCCCAGCCAAACCAGGGGAAGGUGAUGGCGUGCGUGUCGGCGGACCGCGCCAGCUCGCACUUCAUGCGUAGCGGCGCUUACACCCACUUCGCCGACUGGCGCUUCGUCCACCGUGCGCGCCUGAACCUCCUUCCCCUGAACGGCGCCGUCAUGUGGGGCCCUCCAGACCGAGAUCAGCGGUGCCGGACCUGCGGCUAUCAGCGCGAGACACUACCGCACGUGCUGGGCCACUGCAUCAUUUACGGCCCGCAGGCCCGCCAGCUACAGCACAUCAAGCAGGCCUCAUUCUAA